GCCCAAUUAGCAGUGAGCUAAGCAGGGUUUAUGUUUAGCUUAGCAACCGCUGGGGCGUCCCGGAGGCCCCGUCGGGGUGUCUCUACGGGCGGAGGCCCCAGUCCCCAGUCCCUACCCUCAGCCCGGUGGCGCUGGCAGCACCGUGGGUCUCCGGGGUCUCGCAGCACCAGGGCAGAGGGUCUGCUCCGCGCGGAGGUGGCAGCCCCUGUCUCCAGCCUCAGCGUCCUGCGGACCCCCUGGAAUCGGUCUCCAGUGGUGCGGGGCUGAGCGCCCCCAGGUGUCCCUCUGCGAGGGGCGAGAACCAGAGGUCCCCGGGGGCUCCGCGGAGCACGGGGUCCCCAGGACCCCCACCACCGCUCGGCACCACCCUCCCCGGAUCCCUGCGAGCGGCAGUGGAUGGAGCCCCGAAGCCCGGCUCCCCGAGGCCUUGAGGUUGCAGCAGCAGCAGCGGGGACGGCAUCUCCGAGGCUGGGACAUGAAGGUCGCAGUGCUGGACCUCGGGUCCCUCUUUGCCAAAAUCUUCAAGACUUCUAUGGCGCCCCCGGGAGUUCCCUCACCUGUCGCCUCCUCCAGCCACGCAGAAGGCGCUGCCAGCUCCGGGCUGGCAGCCCCCACCCUGACCCUCCUCCCCGCCCUGGCGCCCGACUCACCCUCCACCUCGCGGGUGGCGCCGGCCGCGCUCCAUCCUCGGCUCACCGCCUCCUACCCCAGGGUCUCAGUCGCGAGCCGCGGGACGGAAGCACUAGGGACCCCCUUCUCACUGCCCAGUAGCCCGAGAGCAGCCAAAGUCCAGGCCCUGCCCCCGGCCCCCUCCGGCGGGGGCUGCAGCACCGCGAGCUCCCCGGCUCACCUGGCGGCGCUGGCGCGGCCGCCCCCCGGCCCUCCUGGCGGGGUGUGGGCCGCGCUGCCGUCUAUCGGGGGCUCCACGGGCAGCAGCGGUUCAGCCUCGAGCCCCCGGAACUCCCGCCAGCCUGGCCCCGGAGGCCGAGAGCCCAGCGCUGGGAUGCCCCCUGCACCUGGCCCCAAGACCCUCUUCUUCACCCUGCCGGACAUCGGCGAGGAGUGGGCCUCGGACAGCGACCCGGAGGAGGGUGGAGACGCAAGAGGACUGUCCAAAGGAUCUGGAAAACACAGUAUUUCUGGGAAAAACGAAGAUCCUCUACCUACACGUUUUACAAGAAAUGUGCAGAAAGCCAUCGGUAAAUAUACCUGUGAAUCCUCCUCGUCAUUUUCCUCCAAUGGAAGCCCCGCCCCCACGGAAGGCCACAGCUCUUGGUCCGGGUCCGGGUCCGGGACGCGGAGCCCCCCCACCGGCGUGUCCACCGAAAGGAGCUCCAUCUGCUCUUGGAGAGAUGAUGAGUUUGACAAAAGCAGUGCGCAGAAGGUACAGCAGCUGUUCCGGGAGGUGGAGGAAAUGUUGUUUGAAGGGAAAGUGAGCCCUCCCACCCAGAACCUGGUGGCCGAAUGCACCGAGUGGGCGAGGCGGUCCGUGCACCUGAGAGUAUUGGGAAGACAGAUCGUCCUGCCCACUGAUGAAGGGGUGCGCCACUUCCAGGGCAGCGAGCCUCGCUCCACAGCCCACGGACCCUCGGACACCCGUGAACGCAACGGCAGCAUCAGACAGUUGUGCAUCUCCGGCUCUCAGAUACUCCCAGCAGCACUUGCAGCCCCAGCCGAGCCAGGCCCCGACUGCACAGGGGCGGCCGACCGCUUGGCAUGUCCAUCCCUGCAAGAGGAGGUCUAUGACGUGGAAGGGAAGAUCGAAGAGUAUUUCGCUUUCGACUGGAAAGAGGAAGACGAUGAACGCCCCGGGCGAACAUCAGCUCGCCGUUACCGGACGUGGCAUAGGCACGGACUUCCGCCCGUGUCCCCACACGCCUGUAUCAAAGAUGCUGUGGCCGCAGAAGUGUUCGAUCGUGUCUGGACAAACGUGGUAGAAAUAUUGGAGGAGCUGGUGAGAAAAAACUGGGAAGUUACGUUCACAGGGGGAAAAACCCAGAAGGAAAAAUUGAAAGCAGCUGAGACGAGAUCUCCACAGGCCCUUGUUUCCCGUAUGACCUCCGAUGUCUCAAGUGCUCCUCCGUCCAGAAGUUCAGAAACUCGAAGCGUGUCCCUGGCUUCUCACCCUAACCCGCCUCCGAUUCAUCGCUCCAACCAUUUUUACAGUGAUCUGAAUGGUGUGAUGACAAUUCAAGCAAAACCACUUCAACAGAGACCCACCUACUUGGCCGAUAGGACACAGAAUGACCCAGAGGACAGAUCAGUGGGUGUCGGGGCCAGUGCUCUGUCCUCGGCGCGCCGCCACCUGGGACGAACCUCAGACACGCGUGGGCUACAGACUCCUGCCAAGAAAACACCGGUCCACAGGAGGCUGCCUUCUCUUCCUGCAGACCCACAGAGGCUGAGAACCCCCACUGUGGACAGCGAUGAGCUGCACAGGGGAACGAAACCACACACUGGCCUAGAGCACCUGUCCUCCCCGCUGGCCCCAGCUCCGCGGACCAGGCUGCCCCCAAUAGGCUCCGAGGCUGCCGAACGGAACGUGGCACUUCCCGGGUCUCGCCCUGCUUCCUACAGAGGAAGGCACACACACCGAGUGUUAAGCGCAGUACCUGAUAAUAUGGUCCGAUCACCUCGUCACGAAAGACCCUUGGCCACCGAACAGCUUUCAAGGCCCAGCACAACCCAUACGUUUCGGUCAGACACGCCUCGGAAAGGCUCGUUGACACUGGUGGAGUUGGCUGGCCACACCUGGACAGGUCAAGGUUUCCUGGCAGGCUCACAGUAUCCAUCCAAAUCUUUUCAGAGGACAACUUGGACCGUAAGAAAGAGAUUCCAGGUGGCGUCGUGAUACUACUCCGCCGGAGCUGCAGCGCCCUGUGGGAGAGUUCAGAGCCUCCCACUCACCAUGGAACAAUGGAAGAGCAAGUGUUAUAUUGUGUAUCUGUUGGCCUGCUGGUCUGAGACAUUAAACUAUCUGAAAGAAAUGCAGACAAACAACUUCAUUUUGAACACUUUGCGUCAUCAACAGAAUGCAAGUCAAACUCACAAAUCUUAUCGGAAGCAUUCCAAUAUGGAUUCUUUAGGCUUUGCUCAGAAGAAUCCUAUAUAUAUUUAUGAUUCAUCCUUUUACCAGUUAUACACAAACAUACACAUAAUUAACGUACAUGUUCACCCACUGCUUAAUAUAUGGAAGUAUAUUUUCUAGUAGUAUGCCAUUUUAUAGCUUUGUGUCUUGACCUGUUUUUAGGUAUGUCUUGUUCCAUGACUAAUUCCAUCAGAAUCCUAGUCACUAACAGAUAUGAUUUCCUUCUUUAGAAAAUAGCCCGGUCAUCUGCGGUGCAGCGUGCCUGUGGGACUGAGGUCCAGGCUGCCCUAGUCGUUGUCUGUAGUUUAGUCCCGAACCUCUUUGAGGAGGGACAGCAGCCUCCCAAGCCGAUUUUGUUGAGCUGGUUUUCCCGUUCAAAUUCAGGCGCUCGGUUUAGAAGUAUCCCCUGUUUAUUGUGUUUUAAAGCCAAUCGACUGAUUUUGAUUAUGAUGACUAUAAACAUAAUUAAAGGGUGUUGCAUGUGGUUUCAUCUUUAUUGUUUACAAUGGAAGAGUCCAUCCAUCGGAGAGAAGGCUCCGCAGCAGCACCUUCCUCAUCUCGUCGCAACCUGACCUUUCCCCGGGUGUCCCCUGUGGACGUAAAACCUUCCCCCAUCCCUCCGUCUAAAGCAGCAGUGCCCUCCUCUCUCUGUGCUCGCGCCCUGCUUUCUGCUCCUCCAGAGCCUGGGUCUCUGCUGACACGGACACAGGUGGUGGAACAGAGGCUGCGGAGAGGAGAUAGAUGAUCCUUCGGAGGCCAGGCUCCCUCUCGGGCCAUUUCUCCUUCCCUUCUCUCCCCGGUGGUUUCUCUUUGUAGCAAUUUAAACCCGCAGGCCCAUUUUGAUCUUCUCGGAUCGUAACUUGCCAUAAUGUCUUCUUUUCUAUCAGAGAAUUAUAUUUUGUCAAUUUAACUUUUAUUAAUCCAAAAGGAAACUUUACAUAUAUCGGUAUAUAUAUUCCUACAAACGUCUAAUAAAUUAUUUCUGGUUGGAAGAAGAGAGGAUCGUUGCCCAUUUAUGGAUGUCCGGAAACGAAGAAGUGUGUUGGGACUGAAAUUCGUGGUGUCCUUUAUCACGGAGCGACAAAACAACAGUGGCCUCAGAGGCCCGCCUUUGAUCGCCACGUUUUCCUUGGCACCCUCUGCUUGAACUCCUAUAGUGAUGGCGAAUGUUAGGGAGUGGGCAGUGUUAGAGAACAGUCGCUGUAGCUCUUUUGGAUGGCCACAGCCCUGUAACUCCGGGCAAUGUUCCUGAUGCUUAGUAACAUGCACAGAGAGUUUUCUAACUGUCCCUAAAUAUCAGCUAGAAAAUACCAGUCUCCAUUUUGCAGUUGUCAAACACGAGGAAUUUCUAGACAUGUAUGCGGUCCGGAGCCCCUGAUCCUCAGGGGCUCUGGUUAAGUGCUCUCUGGUCCAGAAUUACCGCUAAAUGUGCCAUUUCCAUCUCCCUGGCUCCUGCAAAACCGGUCAGGUUAUUUUAUGCCAAUUUCUGAGGACCAUCCAAGUCCUUCCCUAAUCAGCCCAGACUUCUUAGAAGAGAAGAGGAUUGGUAUGCAUCCUCUACUAACAGUAGAGUAUCCAAAAUGAAUUAUUUUUUUCAUGUAGAGAAGCACUGAGUAGAUUUUAUGGUAGCUUUAUUUUAUUUGGCUUUGGAGUUUUGCAACACCAACAAAAAGAACUACUAUUUACUUAUAUUGAUAAAAAAUACUUUAAAAACUAGAACCAAGUACAGUGACCCCGAUGCAUUAUCUUCUGGAUGUUUUCAACUGGAAGGUAAAGUACCACUUCGGACGUAAGGAGAAGACAGGGCUCCGCCCCUGAGUUUGAAGAUUCCUGCUCGUAGCGUGUGUUUCUACCCUGUGAGAAAGAUGGUGCUCUACUCACGGGUCAGCUGGGGGUUAGGGGUUAGUCAGCAAUCGUUAUACCUGGGAUGGUGCCUUUUGAACAGAUUAGGUAAAAAAAUUAGGGCAGUGUUUCAUGCUAAUCAUUGAUAAAUUAGUCAUCUUAAAAUUUCUCUGUGGAAAAUUGUAAAAGGCAAACUAAAUUACUCCUGAGAUCAAUUUUUAAACCAAGAUUAAUGACUACAUUAAUAAAAUGCCUGUUAAUUUAUCCAAAAGCAAAGAAGGAAUGAAGGGAUUUAAAAGUAAUAUAAAGACAUGUAAAAUAUCAUAAAACUGCUAGAUUUUAUAAAUUUAACAGAAGAGGAAGUGUGUUGUUAUUCUGAACUAGAACAAUUAACAUACCAAUUAGGAGGUACAUUUUGUAAUAUAAAUCAUUUGUGUAUCAUAAUUUUACUGUUAUUGUUUUAUGACUACAGAUCAUUGUUCAGGAUUUUUAAUUCUUUAAUUUUUAAUAAAGUGUUGAAAGAGUUUUAAA
Phyllostomus discolor (pale spear-nosed bat) is the source of this 5461-nucleotide messenger RNA. RefSeq names its product family with sequence similarity 149 member A (gene FAM149A). NCBI's taxonomy places the organism in Eukaryota, Metazoa, Chordata, Mammalia, Chiroptera, Phyllostomidae. The record is from RefSeq and is a predicted model, not a curated record. The transcript has 14 exons. Bases 476 to 2851 code for a protein of 791 amino acids.